Molecule: messenger RNA, 948 nt
Organism: Mus pahari (shrew mouse)
Lineage: Eukaryota; Metazoa; Chordata; Mammalia; Rodentia; Muridae
Gene: Calhm4
Product: calcium homeostasis modulator family member 4
Exons: 2
Coding region: 1-948 (315 amino acids)
Molecular function (GO): monoatomic cation channel activity
Source: RefSeq, a predicted model, not a curated record
AUGAGCCCAGAUCUCAACUGUAUUUCAUCUUCUCUGCUCAGAAGUGAACCGUGCAUCAAUUCUUUGAUAGCAAUUUUGACUGUUUGUGGACAGCAACUGUUCUCCUCUUAUACGUUCAGUUGUCCGUGUCAAGUCGGAAAAAAUUUCUAUUAUGGUUCAGCUUUUCUUGUGGUUCCUGCCUUGAUCCUUCUGAUUGCUGGCUAUGCUCUACGGGGCCAAAUGUGGGCAGUUGCCAGCGAGUACUGCUGCUGCAGCUGUACCCCUCCAUACCGGAGAAGCAGUCCUCUGGAGAGGAGAUUGGCUUGCCUCAUGUUCUUCAACAUCACUGGGAGGGCUCUGGUUGCUCCAUUGACAUGGCUGACGGUGACUCUGCUGACAGGUACCUACUAUGAAUGUGCAGCAAGUGAGUUUGCCUCUGUGGACCAAUACCCGAUGUUUGCUAAUGUCACUCCUAGCAAACGAGAAGAGAUGCUAGCUGGAUUUCCAUGCUACACGUCAGCUCCCUCUGAUGUGAUUCCAGUAAGAGAUGAAGUGGCUCUUCUACACAGAUACCAGUCACAAAUGCUGGGCUGGAUUCUGGUUGUUUUGGCAACCAUUGCUCUCCUGGUCUCCAAAUGUCUGGCAAGAUGUUGCUCUCCCCUCACCUCUCUACAACAUCACUAUUGGGCCAACCACCUCCAUAACGAGAGAGUGCUCUUUGAGCAAGCUGCUGAGGAGCAUUCCCGACUUCUUAUUAGACAUCGAAUCAAGAAAGUGUUUGGCUUCGUUCCUGGGAGUGAAGACAUCAAACAUAUUCGCAUCCCUUCGUGUCAGGACUGGAGAGAAAUCUCUGUACCCAAUCUUCUAUGUGUGGGUGACACCUCACAGGGUCCCUAUAGCUUCCUUGGAGACAGGGUGGUUGAGGAAAAUGAGGAAGACAGACAAGAAGGUAUUGAAAUGAAACCUUGA